AUGUUAAGAAAGGCUCCGUGUCAUUUGCGCGACAGCCGUUUGCGCGAGGGAGAAAAGCGCGAUACGAAAAGCGCGAGGGACAAAACCGCGACGGAACAAAAACGCGACUGGAGAAAAGCGAGAGGAACAAAAACGCGACUGCAUAAAAGCGCGAGGGACAAAAACGCGAGGUACAAAAGCGCGACAGAACAAGAACGCGACUGA
Molecule: messenger RNA, 204 nt
Organism: Ceutorhynchus assimilis (cabbage seed weevil)
Lineage: Eukaryota; Metazoa; Arthropoda; Insecta; Coleoptera; Curculionidae
Source: the annotation of a GenBank genome assembly